Messenger RNA from Laccaria bicolor S238N-H82, 10632 nucleotides. Lineage: Eukaryota; Fungi; Basidiomycota; Agaricomycetes; Agaricales; Hydnangiaceae. The record is from the annotation of a RefSeq genome assembly.
CGAACCAAGCAUGCCGUCGCAUGCGAAAUAAAAGAGAUGCUGGACACAGUUCGAGAUGCCGACACAGCCAAAUCACUGCCGUAUCUUGUGCCGGCUCUUGUCGAAUUGCUUCAAGCCGGAGAACCCGUGUCUCAAAAAGAAACUAUUGAAUACCAGUUUCGUCGAGUUUUGUUCGAAAUCCUGAACCGCCUCCCAGUUAAUGAGGCCGUACGCGUUCACUUUGAUUCAGUUUUUGCCUGCAUGUUGCACGUAUUACGCCACGACAAUGAGGAAAAUGGCAGCACGGCUUGCAAAACACUGGUUGACCUUAUUCGCAACUACCGCUCGCUGAAGAAAGAAGGUCUGUCGGAAUUCGUCAUUAUUUUUCAAGAAGUGUUUGGGAACAUGCGGGGACUUGUCGACCAAUACCUCUCUGAAGAUUCUGCUCUACUUGAUGCCAACUCUGCUUUUCCUGCGAUGCGGAGCUUCAAAGUGCUUGGAGAGAUGGGUAUGGUCAUGGUCAUCAUGUCGCAGCUCAAUCGCUCUUUAGUCCAAACGUCGAUACAAGAUACUACUGCAUCUGCUUUUGAUAUGCUAGCGUUAGAAUCACCAGCGCAACAGAAGGCACGCGUGGAGUACGAGGCUAUGGGAGGAAUAUGGGCUGGGAUGACCCCGUCUAUCAAGAAUGCGUCAACAUACAGCGACCUGAUUCACGCGCAAAUCAAGGCACGAUUUUUUUUUCAUUUGUUAAUUUGGCUGAUGACGUGCGUCCAGAUGUUGUCCUAUUUGGCAUAUGUAAUGCGCUUUACUGGUGACCAGGAUGAUGCAUACGGAGAAACUCUUAUCUUGAGUGCGUUGCGGAUUCUCCAAGACUGCCCUGCUAAUGGUAUUGCACUCCGAAAGGAAUUAAUGGUGGUAUUUCGCCACCUCAUGGGAACACCUCACCGCCGUGCUUUAUUCAUCCAUCUUGAUAAACUCUUUGAUGAACGUGUCCUUCUUGGCACUGGAAUAGCCAGCAAAGAAAUAUUGCGCGCUGUGGUCUAUACUGCUGUUGCAGACCUAGUCCAUCAUGUUAGGAAUGAACUCACUUCAUAUCAAUUAGCUCGGAUCGUCCAUGUCUAUUCAUCUCUGAUGCAUAAUCCUGCCCUAGGCAUAAAUCUCCACACCCUUUUUGCGAAGAUGAUGUUUGGGCUUACCGAUGCUAUCUCGACGAAGGAGUCAAAUGAAGGUGCAGCCAGGCUCAUUGGAGCUAUGUUUGAGACUUGUCUUGAAAGGCUCGAGGGGUUAUGUACUGUGUACACAGACAUCAGCGCCAAUAUCGAACGGGCGAAGAGUAUGACAGAUGUUUCUCAUGUGGAUUUUACUUUCAUCGAAAAGGCAAGACCCGUAGGUGGCGCUGUCCAUGCCAUUGAAAAGCCGGAGGAGGUCAUGCACGGUCAGCCCAUCCACUCACAGUCCCUUCACAUAAUCUUACCUUCACCAGAAUCCCGUCUUAUCUAUAGGACACUUCUGCACGGUUUCCGUGUUUGCCUUGCAGCCAUUAAAAAAGCUAAUGCAGGUUCACCUGAUGGGACCUUGAUCUUCCGUUUCUUUGAGGGUUGUAUCCGUUGUAUGUCUUUGUUCGAUCCGGAUCCCCGCAUGAACGAACAAAAUGAUGCCAUUGAUUGGUUCGGGCACGCUCUCCUCGAAAUCGAUCCCCACACUUUCCAGGAAGUGUGGACCCACAAGAUGGAGUUUUUUUUUGCAUGUGCUCAAAAGCGGAUCAUGCUCCUGAAUAUUUGUCAAUUCCUCUUCACCCGGGAAAAUACCUCCCCCGCUCUUCUCGCCAUUGUCUUGCGAUUUCUCAUCGACCGACUGCCAUCACUUGGAGAGUACGAUGAUCUCACUGCUGCGGCUACAAUUCGGUUGUUCAAAAUGGCGUUCGGGGCGGUUGCAUCACACCCUGCUACGAAUGAAACCAUCCUAGCUGCUCACCUCGCAAAGUUACUCAUGGACUGUUUUCCUCUUGCUGCGAAAGCAACGAAACCAACGAACUAUUUUCAUCUUCUGAGAGCUCUUUUUCGGGCCAUUGGUGUUGGUGGAGGACGUUUUGAGUUGCUUUACAGCGCAGUCCUUCCUCUUCUCCCGGACAUGCUGGAAAGCUUGAAUCGGCAACUCCUCGCUUCUGAAGGUCAAACGCGUGACAUGAUUGUUGAGCUUUGUCUCACUGUCCCGCUCCGACUCACCCACCUUCUGCCGCAUCUAACUUACCUUAUGCAGCCGCUGGCGUUAGCUUUGCGAGGAAGCCCCGAACUAGUUUCUCAAGGGUUGCGCACUCUCGAGCUUUGCAUUGAUAACUUGACGCCCGAUUUUCUGGACCCUACUCUCAGUACAGUUCUCAGGGAACUGAUGGAGGCAUUAUUCAGUCAUCUUAAACCCGCCCCUGCCAACCAUCAUCCUGCCCAUACCACUAUCCGCAUUUUGGGCAAACUUGGGGGGCGCAACAGACGGUUAUUAACGAAAGAGCCUGCACUUAACUUUCAUCAUCACUCAGAGUCGGCCAAAAUGGCCAUUUUCUUUGGGGGGAGUUCUGAGAGAAUCGAUCUGGGACCGGCGGCUUCAUUGGCUGCGCGGGUUGUAACAAAACAGUCCUCGAUCGAUCGCGUCCACGCGUACCACUUCUUGGAAAAUUGUCUCUCCUUCAUUUUGCAUGAGGGUAUCAAAGGCCGCAAUGUUGAAGAGGUAUUUGUGAGCUCACUGGAGGGCGUUUUCGAUGCCGUUCAUAUUUCGGAAAUUCAUGAUCAGGCAGAAGCAUUUGUUCGGAAGCUGGGCCAUGUCAUCUUUAAUGCAGAAAUUAAUCGGUACAAGACAGGAGAACCGACUGGCAGACCUCCCUCUCCUAGUAGCCUCCUAUCAUGCUAUCUAGAUGCCUUCCCGCAUGCCCUGGCCCAAGAUCAAAAUGAGGCUGCACACAAGACGCAGUCUGUCAUUACGUCCAUUAUCUUGGAUCUUCUCUCGAUGAGCAGUCAACCAGAUGUCACCUAUCAGCACAUCCUGUUGAUAUUGCAUCAGAUUGCCAAUAGGUUCACUGCUCUUUGUUUGGAUGAUUCCUGGGUUCGGAAGCGUGCUGGCUGCAGCGGCAUCAAGAUUAUGACUUGCACCCCUGACAUCGGAGUGAAGUGGGUGACGGACCGUGAGGUGGACCUCAUUCGCACUCUUCUACACAUCCUCAAGGAUCUUCCUCUCGAUCUUCCUCGAAAUGUCGACGAUGUGGUGGAUGUCCUCAUCGACGUUUUAAAAAUCAGUCACUCUGGUCUUAAUUUCCAGGGCGAAGGCAUCGCAGUGGCUCGGAGCAAGCUGAUUCAUUUGAUGGGAAUAUUUUUUCCAGAAUUGCAAAGCUCUAACCCCGUUGUGCGACAAGCAUCGCAAAGGUGCAUUGGGUUUUUGGUCAACUUUAGUGGGCGUCCAGCAGUGGAGCUCCUCAUGCCUCAUCGUGAUCGAAUGCUCGCUGGCAUCUAUACAAAGCCCCUCCGAGCCCUUCCAUUCUCAAAGCAAAUUGGUAUGAUUGAAGCCGUUCGCUACUGUGUUAGCUUGGACCCACCGCUUGUUGAACUCAACGAUGAACUACUUCGACUUUUGCAUGAGACAUUGGCGUUGGCGGAUGCAGAAGAUGCACAACUUUCAGGGCCUCGUGUGCGGCAGGGGGGCGUUGAAAUUAUAAAGCUUCGAGUGGCGUGCAUAAAGUUGCUCACAGCUUCGAUGCCUCUGACAGAUUUCUUUUCGAGGCAACCUCAGACUCGUCAAAGGUAAGUUACUGGUGUCUACUUUAAAUCCCUCUAUUCUCCUUCACCUGAAGUCAAGGACGUCGCCCACGAAGGAUUGCGGAUGGUCCUGACUCAUCAAAGUCGGCUUCCAAAAGAGUUGCUUCAGACUGGUCUACGGCCCAUUCUGAUGAAUUUGGCUGAUCCCAAGCGCCUCUCUGUGCCUGGUUUGGAAGGUCUAGCACGGCUGUUGGAACUCCUGACAAAUUAUUUCAAGGUUGAAAUUGGCCAUAAAUUGCUCGAUCAUUUCCGUAUCGUCGCAGAUCCACAAAUGCUCCAGUCGUCAUCAAAAGUAUCGUUGCCGGAGAGCGAGGGCCUCACAAAGCUUGUGCGCCUUGCUAACAUUUUUCAUCUCCUUCCGUCAGCUGCAAACAUAUUCCUUGAAAACUUCAUCAACGCCAUUGUUCAAACUGAGACGCAUAUAAAUUCCUCAACGCAGAGCUCAUUUUCAGAACCCUUGGCCAAAUAUCUUGAUCGGUAUCCUAUGGAAGGAAUCGACUUUUUCAUCCGCCAGCUUCAGUCUCCUCGUCAUUUGCGUACAUUAAGGAGUAUAUUGCAAGCAAAAAUGGCACCAAAUCUCCAGCGUGAAUUAGCGUCCCGAACCCCGACCAUCGUACAUCAUCUUCAAGGUGUUGACUCUGCUCAGGUCAUUGCUGCUCUCAACAUUCUCGACGACCUUGCUUCCUUAAUCCCCACGUGGCUCGCGCAGAAUGGAUACGUAAUCGAGGCUUUAGUCGAGUUGUGGCAUUCACUAGCUGCGCCGCCUGACCUUACUACAUCUGCUGUGUUGGAAAUCAUCCAUCAACACUCAAUAAUCCAGGCCAUCUUUAUCAAAGCCCUCAAACAAUCUCCCCGCAUCGAUCUACUUUUUGAAAUCGUCUCUCUCUAUAAUCGUAACCUUGGAGUAGACGUCAUCCAAACAACAAAUUUUCUCUACCAACACGUUGCACUCAGCGAGGAUGUCCUUUUUCGGCGCAAUGUUUUAAUGCGAUUCCUCACGUGGUUCACCGACGUGUCGUAUUCGUGGACUCAAAAAGCACACUUCAUUCGGUAUAUCGUGACGCCGACUCUCCUGGCUCAAGCCACGCGCCCAUCCCCAAAUGGGCGACUGCUUGAUACAGACUACGUGAAUCGACUGCAUCGGAUUAUCUGGCAGCCAAUUAUCGAGGGUGGCACUUUCUCGGACACUGAUGAUAUGUUUAAAAUUGAGCUUCUUCACCUGACAACUGUUUUGGUACACCAUUAUCCAGAGCUUCUCGAGGACGUGAGGAAGGACAUUAUGAAGUGUGCUUGGUUCUACAUCACUACUAGUGAUGAUAUCAUCGUGAAGCAGACGGGUUACCUUCUAGCUGCUCGUUUUUUUGCAGCAUUCCCCACCCCCCCCAAAUUCAUUUUGCGAGCUUGGACAGGAUUGCUCCGUAUCCCGCAUUCGGAAGGUCGUGCUCACGUACGUCACGAAGCGUUGGCGACUCUUGCGCCUUCCCUUCCCCAGCACGAUGCAGGAGAGACCGGUCAUCCUCAGUGGGCAAAAACCACCCGGAGAUUGUUGGCCGAGGAGGGUCUUGCACAAAUGCUUGCCAUAUAUCACCUCAUCGUCAAGCAACCCGAACUGUUUUACCCCGUUCGCUCUCUGUUUGUUCCGCAUAUUGCCAAUUCCUUGAAUAAGCUUGGGAUGACAGCCUCUUCAACAACAGAGUCUCGGCUGCUUUCGAUUGACAUCUUACAAGUUAUUUUUACGUGGGAAGAGCGGGCCUCGCAGGCGGCCAAGGUUGCUGAGGUAGAAACAAUGAUGCCAGGGGAACAAACAUGGUUAACACCUCUACCACUACGGGAGAAUAUGGUCAGUUAUCUUGUACGCCUGGCAACUAUCCCCCACGAUCAACUAGCCCGAACCCCUGUUGUUCCACGGAUUCUUGCUUUGCUUCAACUGAUAGUUGGACCAAACGGCUGGUCAGACGUCACUGUUGGUUUGCGCUUCUUCGCUCGGGCCCUCGAGCAGGCUGAUCUCAAUAGUGAUGCUCAUCUCAGCCAGGCUCUUUCAUCUGCAAAAGUUCUUCAUGCCAUCACCACGGAACGUUCCGACUCGUGGUACACGGCUAACGCAACCAUUCUUCAGAAACUUAUACGCAAAGGUCUGCUCACGGACGACCAUGGGCUGCAUGACACGCUCCAUCCGAUCUUCGAUCAACUUAUCCGGUUAUACCCAUUGCCUAAAGAGGACGAUGAUCAAUCUAGCGAAUUAUCCGAUUUUCACAAUUUUAUCUACAGUUCCAUUGGAGAUAGUUUGCGAAAUUCAAUCGCUCUGCGAGGCAUCCUUAUGAUGCUCAAGUCAGUUGUGCGCACCACACCGGAACGCAUUGAAACCUUCAGCCAGCUUCUUAUGAAACUCCUCAGUAAACUAGCCAAAGACCACAUUCACUCGACAGCGACAACUUCUGGCUAUGAAAACAAUGUCCGGCUCAUAAUGGCUAUCUUAGAUAUUUGCCAGUUUGGAGUUGCGUUCCUCGCAGAUCAAAGGCGAUGGUUACUCAGCACUCUCGUCGCUUUGGUGGAAAAAUCUAAGAGUCUUGUGCUUUGUCGGUACAUGUUGGAUCUCGCGAGAACAUGGGCUAUGCACAGGCAAGAAGCUUAUCCCACGAUGAAAGAGAAGGCCAGUCUUUUGCAAAAAAUGACGCAGUACGAAACUCGGGGUGACACGCUCUUCACGCCUUAUCUUGACCUUAUCUACGAGAUAUACACGGAACCAACACUCCGGCGCAGCGACCUAACAACACGACUUGAACAAUCUUUCUUACUUGGAUGUCGUGCUAAGGAAGCUUCGCUACGAGAGCGUUUUAUGGACUUGCUGGACAUCAGUGUUCCCCGGUCGCUGUUUAGCCGCUUGACUUACAUUCUGGGUGUUCAGAGUUGGGACGUACUUGCCGACCAGAAUUGGAUUCACGUCGCUCUGCAUUUGAUAUUGGGCGCUGCAGAUUUCGAAGGAAGUCCGACGAAUGAGAGACGUCAAUUACCGACAGGUCCAUUCUCCUCCAUCAUGCGUCCUCAAAGCCAUAAAAUCAUUCGCCCAAUGCAGCGUUUACUUUGCUUAGAUCCUAAAAUCGGUCAUGAAACCUGGGUGUCCGUUUUCCCAGCAGUUUGGUCUUGUCUUUCUCGCCGAGAACAAAUCGACAUCACGAAUCACAUGAUCAACCUCCUUAGCAAGGAUUAUCACGUCAAGCAAGCAUCAGUGCGACCAAAUAUUAUACAAACUCUUUUAACAGGAAUACAGGCAUGCUCUCCUCCAAUGAUUUUACCACCCCAUCUGGUAAAAUACCUCGCGAAAACAUAUGGAGCAUGGCAUAUUGGGUUGGAAAUUCUUGGGGCAUCGUUGGAAUUGGCAAAAGAUGACGAACCUAUCACUCGCGACUAUGUGCACGAUUCGUUGGCUGAGAUAUACGCGGAAUUAGCUGAAGAGGACAUGUUUUAUGGUCUGUGGCGGCGCCGCUGCCUCUUCUCAGAAACGAACAUUGCUCUUGCCUUUGAGCAAAACGGCAUGUGGGAGCAAGCGUCAAAUGCCUAUGAAGCCGCACAGAACAAAGUUAGAUCAGGUGCCACUCCUUUCUCUGAAGCCGAAUACUGUCUAUGGGAAGAUCACUGGGUGUUAGCUGCGGAGAAACUACAGCAAUGGGAUAUCCUCUACGAGUUUGCUAAAAGUGAGGGCAAUCAAGAACUGAUGCUCGAGAGUGCAUGGCGAACGAAAGAGUGGGCGGAUCAUCGGGAAAGCCUCGAGGAGCAGAUCAAUUUACUUCCUGAAAUCCCCACGCCCCGUCGAAGAGUCUUCGAGGCCUUCAUAGCGCUUCUAAAACUCCCUGCUGCCUUGGACAAAAAUGUCGAAUUUACGAAGCUUCUCGAGGAUGCUAUGCAACUUUCGCUUCGAAAAUGGGUUGCCUUACCACAGCAUCUGUCCGUAGGGCACAUACCUCUUCUCCAACACUUUCAACAAUUCGUAGAACUUCAAGAAGCCGUUCAAAUUUUUGGAUCUUUAUCCGCAACCAACGCCCAAAAUCUUGAAAAGAAAUCCUCUGAGCUUAAAAUGGUGCUUCAAGCCUGGCGCGAACGGCUCCCAAAUGUGUAUGACGAUAUCAACAUUUGGAGUGAUCUUGUUGCUUGGAGGCAGAAUGUCUUCCACUCCAUUAACAAUGCAUAUAUGCCCCUGAUUGGCGGUCCUAACCAGGGGAACGCCGGAACUUCCAGCAGUGCCAACACCUAUGGAUAUCGCGGCUUCCACGAAACUGCAUGGAUAAUUAACCGCUUUGCUCAUGUUGCUCGCAAACAUGACCUGCUCGACGUUUGUUUUACGUCCUUGACAAAAAUCUAUACCUUGCCCAACAUAGAAAUCUCAGAAGCCUUCUUGAAGCUGAGAGAACAAGCUCGGUGCCACUACCAAAAGCCCAAUGAUUUACAAGCUGGUUUGGAGGUCAUUAACAACACAAACCUCAUGUUUUUCUCUAUCGCCCAAAAAGCCGAAUUCUACACUCUGAAGGGUAUGUUUCACGCCAGGCUGGGUCGUAACGAGGAUGCAAAUCUUGCCUUUGGACAAGCCGUUCAGUUGGAUAUGUCGCAAGCCAAGGCCUGGGCUGAAUGGGGUCGAUUCAGUGACCGCAUGUUCAAAGAAAUACCAAAUGAUUUGUCCUAUGCGAGUAAUGCUGUUAGCUGCUACCUUCAAGCUGCAGGAUUGUACAAAAAUGGAAAGAGCCGCCCUUUACUUUCUCGUAUCCUUUGGCUUCUUAGCGUGGAUGACAAUUUGUCCACCAUAUCGCGAGCGUUUGACACGUACAAAGGAGACGCUGCCUUUUGGUUCUGGAUCACCUUAAUCCCUCAAUUAUGCCUUUCCCUCUCCCAUCGGGAAUGGAAGGCGGCUCGAUAUGUUUUGCUCAAUCUUUCCAAGCAUUAUCCUCAGGCCAUAUUUUAUCAACUCCGCACCACUCGAGAGGAAAUGCAAAUAAUGAAAAAGGCUAUGGCGGCUCGUGCAGCUCAGACACAGGCUUCUCUAGAUUCGUCACGCCGCCUCAACUCAGAUCAAUCUAUGCGAGAGGGAACCGAUACACCUGUCAACGAUCCAAGUACUGUUCAGCCCACAACUACGCCGUCAGACAACAACGAGCGUCCUCCAUCAGUCACUGUUCAUCCCAGCGCUCCCGUCGUAGCCGAACCUUCAGCUUCCUAUCCCCGCCAGCCGUGGGAACAUGUAGAUGAAAUUCUUCAGACCUUGAAGACAACAUUCCCUCUCCUAAUUCUCAGUCUAGAAACCAUGGUUGAUCAAAUACAACACAAAUUCAAGCUCUCACAAGAAGAGGAUGUAUAUCGAAAUGUUUGCAUGUUAUUGCAGGAUUCCAUCCAGAAUUAUGUACUUCGGAUGAAUGGUCAAGAAGAUGAUGGUACCCUCAACGCGGCCACUGUUUCAACGCUUGCGCGUAUGGCUUCCAAUCUGACAACUAUCAAGGUAUAGUUUGAAGAUGAUUUCAUCACGAGUAAACCCAAUCAUUCUGAAUAUAUGCAACGACUUCAGCGAUGGAGAGAUCGAUUUGAGAAAAUUCUCGAUGCUCGCCCUCGCCUCCAACCUUUAGCAGUCUUGAGCCACUAUUUGACCGAAUUCCAGUAUAGCAAAGUUGAUGAAAUUGAAGUUCCAGGGCAAUACACUGAGGACAAAGAUACAAAUCAAGCCUUCAUUAGAAUCCAGAAAUUUGCACCCAAGUUCGAGAAUUGCCGGUCCACUGGUUCCUGUUGGAAACGGAUCACCCUCUAUGGCAAUGAUAAUUCAAAAACCUCAUUCGUUGUUCAACUUCCUUGUCAUCGACAAUACCGUCGCGAAGAUAGGGUGAUCCAGGUCCUUCGAAAUUUCAACGGUGCUUUGAGUCGCAAGAAGGAAAGUCGGAAGCGCAAUCUUUCGUUCCAUAUACCGGCAUCAGUUUCUUGCAGUCCCUCCGUGCGUUUGUUCCAAACCGACUCUUCGUAUGUUUCUUUCGGAGACAUCUAUGACCACCAUUGUGAGGAGAACAGCAUGCUAAAAGAGGAGCCAGUCUUGCAUGUAGGAGAAAAAGUUAAAAAGGUUCUACGGGAGUUCCGCCAAUCUGCAACAAGACAAGUAAGUACGUUGUCAUUGGUAAUUUACCAUACCGAAUUCAUCACAUUGAAAAAGGAUCUCUUUGAAGAAGUAGCUAUCAAGCUGGUGCCAGAAGAUGUACUCACCAAAUUCAUGAUGCGAACUAUGUUGGGACCUUCAGAACUAUGGAGGAUGCGGAAGCAAUUCGCUUUACAGAUCGCAUCGACCAGCUUCAUGACAUACGUCCUCUGUCUCUCGAGCCGGCAGCCAGCACGAUUCCAUCUCUCUCGAGCCACUGGACAGAUCGCGAUGUCAGAACUUUUGCCAGGUGUAUCUAAUCAAUUGCCCAUCUUUGCCACGAGUGACAUCGUGCCAUUCCGACUAACCCCGAACAUACAGAAUUUCCUCGGGCCUGUGUCGACAGAGGGUAUAUUGACAUCCAGCAUUAUGGCAUUGGGUCGAUGCCUCACCGAACCAGAGUUUGACCUAGAGCAGCAACUUUGCUUGUUUAGUCGUGAUGAAGUUAUAUCGUGGAUGUCGAUGCGGGGUAAACCUUGGGCGGUUGACAUGCUUUUUCGACAGAGUGUUGCCGCAAAUAUCGACGGGGUGGUCAAGCGCGCUGAAACUAUGGCAUGUAAGAAUGAAAGGGAAAACAGCAAUGGGGCGACGGCGACGGUUCCAGCAGUUCAGACUGUUACCAACCUGAUAUCAAGCGCCACAAAUCCUUUGCAGCUUGCGAAAAUGGGGGAGCUUUAUCAACCAUGGUUUUAA